AUGGUACAAAUCCUGAAAAUCUUAAAAUUACACGAGAUAUACUUCUUAAAAUUAAAUUUGGAAUUCAAAAACAGAAAAAGAAAUAAAAAACAUGAAUUUGCUGAAUUGAUAGGUGAUUAUAUAAAAGAAAUUUCAGAUCCAAAUAAUAGAGAAGAAUAUGAUUAAUAUCUAAAAUAAUAAAAAAUAAAAAACAGAAUUACCAAAAUGUAUGAAAAUGAUUAAUUCUGA
This is a messenger RNA of Paramecium sonneborni, 228 nucleotides long. The record is from the annotation of a GenBank genome assembly. NCBI's taxonomy places the organism in Eukaryota, Ciliophora, Oligohymenophorea, Peniculida, Parameciidae.